Molecule: messenger RNA, 507 nt
Organism: Rubroshorea leprosula
Lineage: Eukaryota; Viridiplantae; Streptophyta; Magnoliopsida; Malvales; Dipterocarpaceae
Source: the annotation of a GenBank genome assembly
AGAAAAUGAUGAAGGGGGAGAGGAGAUGAGAGGCUGAAUGGAAGCGACUACCAUCGAAGAGGUGGAUGAGCAGGCAUUGGCGAAAUGGGAAAUGGUACCUUCUUGUGGUAACUGGGCAAGCAACAUCCGAGAGGUGCCAAUGGAUUUGCCGGCCGGUUUUAGAUUCAAAGCUACCCUCCAUCCCGAAGUGGCGGACAACAAACUAAUGAUGAAGAGCCUAAAAAGGUUGGAUGAAGUGGUGAGGAACCACUAGAUCCCCAACACUGUCUUGGUGUGUGUGGCCUCAAAAUGGGAGAAAGCUUGCUCAAGGGCACCCCACGGAUGGAUUCUAGUAUAUCUGGAUAGUUUUGAAGCCAACCUGAGAUUCCCUUUGCCAGGGAUGAUUUUUGAUGUUUUGACAGAUUAUGACCUCGUAUUAACGCAGCUGACCCCUCAAUUCCAUCAAAUUUAUAAUUGGAUUUAUUGAUGAGCUGAAUUUAUAUAUAUUAAUAUAAAGUUUUUCCCUUG